UCAUGUUACCUUCGUCAAUGAAAAUUAACUCUCCAAAUCUCAGCAGAAGGUCACGAUGGACACGUGACCAAAUGUGAUGUCUACAUCUUCUGGAUCAUCUCAUACUAAUGCAUACAACGGCGAACCUAAUUCCCGCCACGUCAGCUCAAGUCUUUCCCGUGCAAAACAGGAAUGUGAUAAAAAAAUAAUUCGAUACGAAAGAGAACUCGACGGAAACGUAAACAAAAUGGGUGCGCGAGAGAAGGUAUUGAGAGACUCAAUGUUGGCAUAUACAGAACGCAUGCGCAACAUUGCGACUUCCCGCCAGUUCGUUGAGCCGGAUAGGUUUUCUUCACCGGAGUCUUUACCUCUUGUGGUUCAUGCGAAACAUAUUCCUAAGUUUCCGGUUAUGAAAAAUAAGAGAAAGCCAGCAUCUCUUGACGAACUUAUUGGAAGUCAGGCUGAAAAAGCUAGACGUUUGUACAAUAAACCCGGAAGUAAGUUAGCACUUCCGGCACUUCCUGACCGACUCAACAAACGUACGCAUCACGUGAAAAUAAGUUUUGUUAGUGCAUCUGACCUUUACGACUUUGUAGAUUUCAGUAUCAGAAACAAAGCAUCGAAAGAGGAGGCGAUAAAGAUGCUUAAGAACGAAGCGUUUAGCAGACGGUCAAUGCGUCCGCAUGGCGCCAAACACAGAGACAGACCAGAUUCUGACAAGGCAACUAAAUCAUCAGACUCACCAACUCCGUCAUUUGAUGACGAAAGUGAUAAUCAAGGUAAAUUAAAUGAUAGCUACGGAAAUCUAUUUGAACCCACUGUAGUUAGCUAUAGCAGUUCUUCAAACGACGGCGAUAGAUCCGACACAAAAAGCAGCGAAGACUCGUCUACCAGUGGGGAUCUGUCUGACAAUGACGUUCCCGCGCUAUCGUUCGAUGCUUUGAAAAUUAGACCAAAGAGGGCAAAAAGAAUGACACUAUAUCAACCUCAGCUAAACAUUAUUCCAGAAAAUGCUAUAAUGUUUCAAAAGGCAAAGAAAAGGAGAGAAAUUUCUGUGACGUCACCUCCUCCGAAACAAUCCCCUCGCACUAUUUUGAACACAGUUCCUAGUUUAUCAGCCAUUCCUGAGUACGAGCAUUCGUCCAAUGGGGACGAGGAAUACUGGAACAAGAAAAAGAAAGCAAGAGCUCUUCGAAGGGGAGAUAGUCAAACUCACAAUGGUGUUAGACUCGAACCGAUUUCACAAGUGGAACAUCCACAAUUAAAAACUAAAAUGAAAGCUCAAAAGAAAAUCCGGAAACUGAUUUAUCUUCGCGAUGUUCCAGAGAAAAAAUACCAUCAUUAACGAAAA
Molecule: messenger RNA, 1330 nt
Organism: Mizuhopecten yessoensis (Yesso scallop)
Lineage: Eukaryota; Metazoa; Mollusca; Bivalvia; Pectinida; Pectinidae
Exons: 1
Coding region: 77-1324 (415 amino acids)
Source: RefSeq, a predicted model, not a curated record